UGGGUCUGGGGUGAUCCAUAUUUUAAAUAGGGGACGGUUCGUUUUGUUCUAGAGAGCAUUGCCAUAAAUCGAACAGAAGUGGAAUACAUUUACCGAUUCAAUUACAUUAUGUACAUAGCCUUUUGCAGUAUCAACGCGAAAAAAUAAUUUCUAUGCGAUGUGCUAUUCAGCUGACGUUAACGUUUUUCCCUCCACUGCGAACGUCCCUCUUAGAAUUAUAGUUUAACCUGCAGAAUUUUAAGCAAAAUGGCGACAGUGUAAUGGAUGGAGGACGAAAAACGUACAGUGUCAAGUGUAAUGACAAACUCACCAAUUGUGAUUGUUUCCUGCAUUGGGAAGGUGGGUUUUCAGAAGACCAUAGGGUGGAGCAAAUGGUUUGGAAUAGACUGAACUUGCUGGUGAGAUGGCUGAUAUAAAGCCAAAUGCACAAGAGAACAAAGGAGGAGAUGGGUUGGAACCAGUGUGUGACAGCUCUGGUGCCACUCAGGAGCCAUUACAGUGUCGCACGUCCUCCCUCAAGAACAAUGCUGCAGGUCUGUCAGAGCAGCUGUCCUCUGAUGAACCACCAAACCCUUUAAAUGGAGCACAGCCCAGUCCAUUUGUACCCAGCAGUGUCCCUGCUGUUCCCCACACAGCCCAAGCAGCCCAUUCACUGCCUUCAGGAGCACUUGUUAAUGGACCUGGUUCACACCCCGCCUCAGAAGAGAGCUGUGGCCUGAACAAAAACAGCACAAUGCCCAACAAUGUCCUGGUGGAAGCCCAAGACGGCCAACUACGGCAAGCUGGGAGGGACACAAGCCCUCAGGUGUUACCACCACCCAGUGAGCUUCAAUCAGACACCCUGACGAAACCAGCAGGGCUAGGGCCCAUUCUAAAAACAUAUGCCUCCACGCAGCUAAGGGCCAACAACACGUCACCAUCUGACUCUGAGGACAGUGAAGCUGAACCUACCUACCAGGCCCCCGACAACCCCUUGUCACGCCUCAGUCCAGAGUCACACCAAAUGCCAAUUAACCAAAUAUGUAUGGCCGAAGGAGGCAAGGCUAGAGGAAGAUUUAUUUGGGACUUAAACACCACUGAGUCCUCUGAGAGCUCGUCGGAUGAUUUCGAUGUGGCGGAUACACAAUACUGGGAUUCACAGAAAGAGUUCAUUCGGGUGUUGUGGAACAAUCGAACGGUUGACAGAAGCUUGAAAACAAAUGCUGAAGGAGUUGGAGUGAGGCCUCAGUUUUCCAAACGAAGACAGAGGAAGCGUAAAAUACACCUGGUGGGCACAGAAGGAUCUCCUGAAAGAGUAUACAACAGCAGCGCCAAUCACACCUACAAAAAGUGGCAUAUUGAAGAGGUGGAGGAUGAUGAUGAAGAUGAGGAUUUUGUCUCCACCGAAAAUGAAGACAAUUGGAAAAAGGCAGAUGUACAAGUUUCUGUGGAUUCCUGUGAAGUCCAUCCCAGGAAAAGCCCUGUAAUCAUCAAGAAGCUGAUAGUAAGAGCAGAUUGCCAUGAGGACAAUCCCUCCCACUCCUUCAGUAGGAAGCCCAAGCAGCUAAAGACAGAGCAACGUGAAGAGGAGCCAUCAUUCUUCCCAUGCACAAAGUGCAAUGUUAAUUUCAAGGAGAAAAGGCAUUUGCAUAGACAUAUGAUGUAUCAUUUAGAUGGGCAUAAUCACCAGGUACGCCUCUACGAGAACGUUCCCCGUCCUUUUAUAUGCAGAGAGUGUGGGCGUUCAUUCCGGGAUCGCAACUCCCUGCUCAAGCACAUGAUUAUCCACCAGGAGAGACGGGAAAAACUCAUGGAAGAGAUACAGGGACUCAAUAGACUCCAAGACGAAGGCCGGCAUGCCAAACUACAGUGCCCUCAGUGUGUGUUUGGGACCAACUGCCCGAAGACAUUUGUCCUGCACGCCAAGACACACGAAAAGGAUAAGCGUUAUUUCUGCUGUGAGGAGUGCAACCACAUGGCGUUGACGGAACAGGAGAUGGACACACACCUUCUCUGUCACACACGGACAUCUAAACACAAGGGUGUGAUCGAAGAGGAUGAGUCCAAGUGUCCUACUGAUGAUGAUGGAGCCGGUCGUGUUUUGUUUCACUGUAAAGUGUGCCCUUUCAGCACCCAGAGUCAAAAUGACCUCAACAGACAUUGUGAGCUCAUACACCAGCAAUCAGAUUAUGAGGAUGAAUGUGAUCAUUCUCCAUUUGAAAAAGCACCUGACCAUCUAGAUCAGAACAGGUUAGCUGACCCGUCCACAAAAGCAGCCAAUCUAAAACUACUGCAUUUAAAGCCUAAGUUCUUCAUCAAAAAGUCUUCUUUCUGGAAAAGAGCGGAGUUGCCCUUUUGGUCUGGUAGUGUAGCUGACUUUUACAUGAGGGAUACAGCAGACACACAAACGUUGUACAAAGGUAUUUCUUCCUCUCCGUUCAAGUGCAGCCUUGUCAGCUCAAUAAACAAGAUGUCACCAUCAGUAUGGAGGUGUGACAAACCAAGCAAAUUUUCUCUUAAACCCACAGAGAAAAUAGACGUGACAACAGGCCUCCCUUAUGUUGAGGAAGACCUUCAACUAUAUGACCAUGUGGGUUCAGAAAUGUCAGAAAGAACAAAUUAUCCUUCUAAUUUUGAUGUGUUGCUUACAUCCAAGACAUUUAAGCCAGGUCCGAUGUUGUAUCAUAGCAGCCACUCAAACAAAUGUUUGGGAGAUACAAGUGACUUGACUGGUAGGAUGUCAGAGGCCCAAACUGGUACCCAAAAGUCUCCAUCCAAAAGAAAAAUGUUCACUCCUUUUCGCAACACUGUGGACCAGGUGGUUGAUUAUGUUUUGCCAAAACUGCCAAAGUCCACCCUUCCGGAGGACAAGGAGGUGAGAGACAACGAUGAGGACACCUAUGACUUCAGUGCGUACACCAGUGAGGCCACAGCCAAUUUUUUGGAUACCGCCGAGAACAAGAGGAACCCAUAUGCCCGUAACUACUUUAUACGCAGACAGAGAGGUUCUUCAAUCAAAGAGGAUUCUGAAACUGCAGCUGAUGUUGGCCAUUUUGAAAAUAACGUAUCUCAGCUAGACCACAAGUCUGAACCGACUGAAGAAACGGAUGGGGAGUACGACAGCGGUGACAUACAGAAGCUCAUCAUCAAAGAAGAGUGCAUUGAAAGCUCAGUGUGUGACGACUCCCCAGAGUCCCCCACCACCAACACGCUCACCCAGAGUUUCUCCUAUGACGUCUGCCGUCCGUUCGGGACGGAAAGGAAGUCCUGCCCCUACUGUCCUGCCACGUUUGAGUCUGGGGUGGGUUUGUCCAAUCACGUGCGAGGGCACCUGCACAGGUUGGGGCUGAGUUAUGACGCUCGGCACGUGGUGUCACCUGAGCAGGUAGCCUCACAGGACCGCCAGCCACGCGUACGAAGGAAGGUCUCUUCUGUUGCACGUAGGAUAAGAAAAGCGGAGAAGCCAGAGUCUCAGGCAGAGCACACCUGCCCCCUGUGCUGGGGCUGGUUCGACACCAAGACGGGCCUCUCCAACCAUGUGAGGGGACACCUUAAGCGGAUAGGGAAGACGAUCACAGGCACCAGUAAGAGCCCAGUGUGUAUACUCAACGAGCUGUUACAGGAUGAGCAGGAACACAAGAACAUCCUCCAGACCCUCAAGGGGAAGCAGUUCAACUCUCGACCCAUCAUUUCCCAAAAGUUCAUUGGCAGCGACGGGCUCUUCCUAACACCCACAGGGAUCCCAGUUAAGGUCCAACAUGGCUUCCAGCCGGGCCAGGGUGGCCCUCCCACUCCAUGGGGUACCAGUACAACUGCACCCAGGCACGAUGAAGUAGACAGAGAGAAGUCCUUUUCUCAAAGGAACAGUAUAACGACACCAGCUCUCAUUGAACCUUCACAGAGCACGUUAAUAGACCUACUGAAGCAGAGGAAGGUCUACAAGGAGCAGCUGAGGGAUAAAAGUAGAUCAUGUGAUGCAGAUAAGACACACUUUACUGUCACCAAAGAGAGGCUUGAGGAGAGACAGAACCAACUGGCCAAUGACCUGCAAUUACACGAGAGAAAUGAAUCUAAUAAGAAGAUUUGCGUUCACUGUAACACAACGUUCCCGAGUGCUGUUAGUCUGUCCAAUCAUCUUCGAGCUUACGCACGCAAGAAAAGGGUUGCCAUGUUGGAAGGAACAACUUAUUCCUGUAUACAGAAGAAGCCUAGGUUGAGGGCUGGAACAAAAAAGAAGCUUUUCUUAGAGCUCCCACGAGCAGUUGAGGAGAUCUACAGCCUCACUUGCAGGUUCUGUGACCUAGUCUUCCAAGGUCCUCUCUCUGUCCAAGAAGACUGGAUCAAACACUUACAGAGACACCUCAUGCAUACUAGUGUUCCUCACACAGGGGCUGGCAUGGUGGAGGUCCUGGGACCACACAAAGAGAUGGCCUGCUCACCCUCCAAGCUGCAUCCCUGUCUGAAGCCGCCAAUGUCCGACGGGCAGCAUGCGUCCCACAAGCUCCUGAAGCACCAUGAGCACCUCUGCUUGGAACACCCCUCUCCCCAUAAUCACCUGCCGUCCCAGCAAAAGGCCACCUUGCCCUAUGGACACAGCUUGCCCAGUCAGCACCCCGAACCCCAUGAGCACCCCGAACCCCAUGAGCACCCCGAACCCCAUGAGCACCCUGAACCCCAUGAGCACCCCGAACCCCAUGAGCACCCCGAAACCCAUGAGCACCCCGAACCCCAUGAGCACCCCGAACCCCAUGAGCACCCCGAACCCCAUGAGCACCCCGAACCCCAUGAGCACCCCGAACCCCAUGAGCACCCCAAAACCCAUGAGCACCCCGAACCCCAUGAGCACCCCGAACCCCAUGAGCACCCCGAAACCCAUGAGCACCCCGAAACCCAUGAGCACCCCGAAACCCAUGAGCACCCCGAACCCCAUGAGCACCCCGAACCCCAUGAGCACCCCGAACCCCAUGAGCACCCCGAACCCCAUGAGCACCCCAAAACCCAUGAGCACCCCAAAACCCAUGAGCACCCCGAAACCCAUGAGCAGCCUCAGCCCCAUGACAAGCAGCCCAUGCACCAUGCCCAGCCUUCAUCCAAUAAGCAUCCAAGCUUGGAGCAGCACAUGUCUACCCCCCCUCUGGAACUUCUUCCAGUGGCGUCUUGA
Molecule: messenger RNA, 5140 nt
Organism: Esox lucius (northern pike)
Lineage: Eukaryota; Metazoa; Chordata; Actinopteri; Esociformes; Esocidae
Gene: znf644b
Product: zinc finger protein 644b
Exons: 9
Coding region: 404-5140 (1578 amino acids)
Biological process (GO): regulation of transcription by RNA polymerase II
Cellular component (GO): nucleus
Molecular function (GO): RNA polymerase II cis-regulatory region sequence-specific DNA binding; DNA-binding transcription factor activity, RNA polymerase II-specific
Source: RefSeq, a predicted model, not a curated record